AUGAGGAGUGGCGUUGAGGAUGAGGAAAAGCGUUCAAAAUGGACUUCACACUUUGAUUCAAGUGGGAAAGCCCAGACCAAAGCCUGGGAAAGCCCUUCUGAUUUCGACCAAUUUAGUAAUCUCAUCAAUGUUUGGCCCCGUUUCCACUCAUCGUCUGCCCUCUGCCCUCAUCGUUUGCCCCCAUCUUCAACCUCUGGCCUCAUCGCAUGGUCUGCCUUCGAGGCAGACAAGUUCUGCCUGUAUGACUUCGUGUCAUCCAGCGCUAUCUGGCCGUCUGACUACGAGUCAGAUUACGGUCUACCUACCUCAACACCUCGCCCACAUCCAUCCUCUACAAAUGAUUUUUCAACGACAUCCUCAUCUCCCACCCUUGUCUCCACCGCAUCGACUGGCCUGAUCGCAUGGUUCUGCCUUCGAGGCAGACACGCUUUGGCUGGCACUGUCUGGCUGUCUGACUACGAGUCGGAUGCCUCAACACUGCGCCACUAUCUAUUCGUUCUCUGCGCAAGCGCAUGUCCAGCAACUCAAUUCUAUUUCAUCGUCUGCGGGAAUUUUGAACGCUCAACAUCUUUGUAUUCCAACUACCGAUCGAUAAUCAAAGUUUGGGGUAUGCAAAAUAUGGUAGGGACACUGGCGCGUAUAAUUGUAAGCAUUCUUUUCUCGACACGCUGGAGGAGAUUUUUGAUGAUGACCAUGGCAUCAUCAGUACCGCCAGUAGCCUGGACUCUUACGCGGAGAAGCUCAUAUUCGCCCCAUCACCCAUUUGGACCCUCAUUUUCUAUCAAGCCCGCCUACGUUUCAAUGGCACCGUCUACCAGAAAUGCAGCCCGUCGUGGUGCUACCGGUACUGGCACUCAUGACCCCACAGUGUCUGGCACCUAUGUCAUGCGCACACGCAGUGGUGUUGCCAUCAACCCCCCCGCCAAACAAAAUAAUAAGCGCCAAAGAAAUGCUGUCCCCGAGUCAUCUCCUGCUCCGGAUGACCCUCACCGGCCAAAACCUCGUCCUUUACCCCGACGUUCCUCGGGUACGACCUUUGAGGACUAUGCUCGAAUCCUUGCUCGCCCUCGCAAACAACACUUAAAACCCACAGCGGACUCCGUCUCUUCUGGAAUGGAGUUGCAAAGCGACCAUCCCCCAGAUACACCUGACAUCGACGAUGACGUACCCGUUACGGACACUCGCAUGGAUGAUGAUAUGAACGGCGGUAGCGACAAUGAUGCCGAUGAUGAUAUGACCAAUGAAGACCGUGAACACAGCCAGGCUAACGAAGAUGAGGAUGAGGAUAAUGAUGGCUCCUAUAUCGUUGGGAAGGCUGACGGUUGUCACCGUGAAGACAACGUAGAAGGUGAUAGCGACAACGACGCCAAGGAUGGCGAUGAAGAGCCUGAGGGUGGCGAUGAAGAGCUUGAGGGUGGCGAUGAAGAGCCUGAGGGUGGCGAAAAUAACAAGGACUUCGAGACUUCACAAGCCAGGAGACUUCGGCCUCGAAGGGUCAAGAAGGGCAGCUACAAUUUACAUUUCGAUGAUGGUUCUCAAAGCUCUUCAUCGGAUACCAGCUACCGUGAAGGCCCCGCAACAUCUGAUCAAGAUUCCGCCCAUGAGUCAGAUGCAAACAAAGACCUCGACCCAACCACAACAGCCCGUCUUCACCGCCUGCUAAGCGCAGGAAAAGAAGCAUGCAGCUAUUUCACAUGGUGGCAACCCCACUCCAGCCAGUAUAGUCUUUGGCCCGACGCCGACACGCCGGACAUUGACAACAGUGAGAAUGAAGACGAACCCUCAGGUCAUUUAAAGCGUGGACGGCUAUGUCAGGAGGGCAUCGAUGAGGCUCAGGAACUUGGACAGAAAACAGCAGAAGAAGCUCGGGUGAUUGGCGCCAAGUAUGGCAAGUCCGCGCGCGCUAUUCUCAUUGAGGCUGGUCUGUCCAUCAAGCAUUCACGAUCAGAGUCUGAUUGGAAUGCCCACCAACGCUGGUUCAUGGAUAAUAACCCCCGCAAGGACAAAGAAUCUAUCAUCGACUGGAAAGAACGUCAACGCAAACAUUAUCAUGCGAUGGGCAAGGAUGACGAAGAGUGGGACAUCAUUCGCAACUAUAACGUUACUGGCGGCAAUACCAAUCAAUCACGCGCCAAGACCAUUUUGUCAAUGAGGGAGGAUAUUGCAAGAAAGUUGUCUGCUUAUUCUCGCCUUGAAGGAGUCGAGGCCAUCGGCUGUAUAUUUGAUACAACACAAGACGAGGCUGCUCGACAGGCAUCCGGCUUUGUCGCGGGCUCCGACCUCAUAGUCAAGUUGAUCAAUGAGCAUCAACUGGAUGCUCGCGCAAUAUUAGAUUGGGUCGUGACUGCAACGAAAGCGAAAGGCUACAAUAUAUCCGUGCCGCAGUUCAUGGGGGGAGUAGGGGCUUACGAGAUUCUACUUUCAAAGCCAAACGAGGCUCCCCGCGACCGUUACAGGAGGAUAUGGCCAAUUAUGGUACUCGAGCACACUUCGAAGUUUGGGUAUCAACCCAAAGCAGUCCAGUGGCGGAAGCUUCUUGACUAUGCUUUCCAGUACAAGUUCAUGAUUAAGAACUGGCCUGAAGACGUCCUUCCUAUCGCUAGAGAAAAGAAGUCGAAGGGCAAGCGCCGAGGUCAGGGGCGCACUGUGGAAGACGUCAUGAGUGAAUUAGAUGUCGAUGUACCCGAGAUCGAGUUCGCAGCUUGGCCAGAUGAAUGUAUCAAGCAGCUCAAUGACGAGGUGCCGGAGAUGUUCGACAUUCCCUUGGUGACCAGUGCCUUGGAUGUUGUGCUACGCAAGCUAGUAGACUCCGCCAAAUUUAAGGCGUCUGUCCCUGAAGAUAUAUUGGCAGCUCAUGAAGCACAUCCGGAUGGUCAGACUCCCUCUACUCACGACACGCUGCCAAGUGAUCAUGAAUCUCCUGUCCACUCCGAGCCCCCCGACCUUGCCAUCAAACCAACGUCACCCUACCAAUUUCACAGCAGUACAUCGCCGCGAGGACACUCAUCUUCCUCAAGUUCCCAAAUGUGUUUGAUCGGGAAUCUCGCCCUUGUUCUGCCUACAAGCAGAGAUGAACCUGUCGGGUGGUGGAAGACGACAGGCUAG
Molecule: messenger RNA, 3105 nt
Organism: Suillus subalutaceus
Lineage: Eukaryota; Fungi; Basidiomycota; Agaricomycetes; Boletales; Suillaceae
Exons: 16
Coding region: 1-3105 (1034 amino acids)
Source: RefSeq, a predicted model, not a curated record